Geosmithia morbida is the source of this 4554-nucleotide messenger RNA. RefSeq names its product ABC-type branched-chain amino acid transport system, ATPase component. The coding region runs from base 1 to 4554 and encodes 1517 amino acids. The transcript has 3 exons. Gene Ontology annotation, molecular function: ATP binding; ATP hydrolysis activity; ABC-type transporter activity. Gene Ontology annotation, cellular component: membrane. The record is from RefSeq and is a predicted model, not a curated record. Gene Ontology annotation, biological process: transmembrane transport. NCBI's taxonomy places the organism in Eukaryota, Fungi, Ascomycota, Sordariomycetes, Hypocreales, Bionectriaceae.
AUGGCGACACCCUUGGGUGGCAACGCCGGCGCCGGCCUGGCCGCAGAGGCUGCACACGGAGGCGCUCUAUCCUCGACAGCCAACGAGACCAAUAACGACUCCGUCUAUACCGCUACCGCUGACGGCAACUCUUCCGCCUCGCGCGACGGCACGCUGGUCAAGGGCGGAGCCCGAGAGGACUACGACGACGAUGACGAGAACGCCGACGAUGCUGAUCCGGCCGAGGAGAUGAGACGUCGCAGCUCCGUCGUCCAGGCCCUUGCCCGCUCCUACUCGCGCGCCUCGGCGGCCGACGGGAGCGACGCAAAUCCGUUCCUCGCCGGCCCCGACUCCCCCCUCAACCCUCAUUCCGACAACUUUGACGGCAAGAAGUGGGCUCGGGCCAUCGUCCAGCUCGUCCAGGGCAGCGGCUCCGACUUCCGCACUACCGGUGUCGCCUUCCAGCACCUCAACGUCCACGGCUUCGGCGCUGGCUCCGACUACCAGAAGGACGUCGCCAACGUCUGGCUCUCCCUCGGCGACAUGAUCCGCGACGGCCUCUCCGGCGGCCGCCGCGGUCAGCGCAUCGACAUCCUGCGUGACUUUGACGGCCUGGUGCGCAACGGUGAGAUGCUGGUCGUGCUGGGGCCGCCCGGUUCCGGUUGCUCUACCUUCCUCAAGACCAUUGCUGGAGAGAUGAAUGGUAUCUACGUCGACGACGAUGCCUACUUCAACUACCAGGGCAUUUCCGCCAAGGAGAUGCAUUCUCACCAUCGCGGAGAGGCCAUCUACACAGCCGAAGUCGACGUGCACUUCCCUCAGCUGUCCGUCGGCGACACCCUGACCUUCGCCGCCAGGGCCCGUCAGCCCCGCCACCUUCCCGAAGGCCUCAACAGGAACGCCUUUGCCGACCACCUCCGCGAUGUCGUCAUGGCCAUGUACGGCAUCUCGCACACGGCCAACACAAAGGUCGGCAACGAGUACAUCCGUGGCGUGUCCGGUGGUGAGCGCAAGCGCGUCACCAUAUCCGAGGCUUCGCUGUCCGGAGCGCCCCUGCAGUGCUGGGACAAUUCGACGCGCGGCCUCGACUCCGCCAACGCCAUCGAGUUCUGCCGCACCCUCCGCCUCGGAACCGAGCUCUUCAACAACACGGCCUGCGUCUCCAUCUACCAGGCGCCCCAGUCGGCCUACGACCUCUUCGACAAGGCCGUCGUCCUGUACGAGGGUCGCCAGAUCUUCUUUGGCAGGGCCGACGAGGCUAGGCAGUACUUCAUCAACCUCGGAUUCGAGUGCCCUGCUCGUCAGACCACACCCGACUUCCUCACCUCCAUGACCUCGUCGCUCGAGCGCAUCGUCCGCCCCGGCUUCGAGGGCAGGGCUCCCCGCACCCCUGACGAGUUCGCUCGCGCCUGGAAGGAGAGCGCCGAGUACAAGGCCCUCCAGGCCGAGAUCGAGGAGUACAAGCAGUCCCACCCCAUCAACGGCCCCGAUGCCGAGGCCUUCCGCGCCAGCAAGCACGCCCAGCAGGCCAAGGGCCAGAGGCCCAAGUCGCCCUUCACCCUGUCCUACGCCCAGCAGGUCCAGCUCUGCCUGUGGCGCGGCUGGAAGAGGCUCGUCGGCGACCCCAGCCUAACCUUGGGCGCCCUCAUCGGAAACGUCGUCACUGCCUUGAUCGUCGGCAGCGUCUUCUUCAACCUGCCUAAUCUUUCGAGCGCCUUCUUCCAGCGUGGCGCUCUGCUCUUCUUCGCCUGUCUCAUGAACGCCUUUUCCAGUGCCCUGGAGAUCCUCACCCUCUACUCCCAACGUCCCAUCGUCGAGAAGCAUGCUCGCUAUGCCCUGUAUCACCCCUCCGCCGAGGCUGUCGCCUCCAUGAUAUGUGAUCUGCCGUACAAGAUUAGUAACUGCAUCGCCUUCAACUUGGUCCUCUAUUUCAUGGCCCAGCUUCGCCAGGAUGCCGGUCACUUCUUCUUCUUCCUGCUCAUCUCCUUCUUCACCGUCCUGGUCAUGUCCAUGAUCUUCAGGACCAUUGCCUCGUCCUCGCGCACGCUGUUCCAGGCCCUCGUGCCGGCCGCCCUCCUGAUCCUCGACCUCGUCAUCUUCACCGGCUUCGUCAUCCCCAAGAGCUACAUGCUUGGCUGGUGCCGCUGGCUCAACUACAUCGACCCCCUGGCGUACGCCUUCGAGUCCCUCAUCGUGAACGAGUUCCACGGCCGCAAGGUCCCCUGCAACGAGUUCACCCCUCCCGCGACCGGCGACUACGCCGACGUGGAUCAGGUCAACCGCGUCUGCAGCUCGGUCGGUGCUACCCCAGGUGAGACCUUCGUCGACGGUGACGUGUACGCCCUUUCUCAGUUUGGCUACAGGUGGAGCCACCGCUGGCGUAACCUCGGGAUCAUGAUUGGCUUCAUGCUCUUCUUCCUGGGUACCUACAUGCUGGGCGCCGAGCUCGUUUCCGAGAAGAAGUCCAAGGGUGAGGUUCUCGUCUACCGCCGCGGCCACAGGCCUGCUGUCCUCGAGUCUGGCGAGAAGAAGCAUUCGGACCCUGAGGCUGCCAUGGCCCACAUCGGUCCCGCCAUCACCGCCGAGAGGAGCCGAGGCGACAACAAGGAGGCCGGUAUCCUGCAGCAGCAGACGUCCGUGUUCCAGUGGCACGACGUCUGCUACGACGUAAAGAUCAAGAGCGAGACUCGCCGCAUCCUGGACCACGUCGACGGCUUCGUCAAGCCCGGCACCCUGACUGCCCUCAUGGGUGUCUCCGGCGCCGGUAAGACGACGCUCCUAGACUGCUUGGCCGACCGCACCAAGGCCGGUGUCAUCACCGGCGAGAUGCUCGUCGACGGUCUCCCCCGCGACCAGUCCUUCCAGCGCAAGACAGGCUACGUCCAGCAGCAAGAUCUUCACCUCCAGACCACCACAGUCCGGGAGGCGCUCAACUUCAGUGCUAUCCUCCGCCAGCCGGCCGACGUGCCCCGCGCCGAGAAGCUUGCCUACGUCGAGGAGGUCAUCAAGCUGCUCGACAUGCAGGAGUACGCCGACGCCGUCGUCGGCGUACCCGGCGAAGGUCUCAACGUCGAGCAGCGCAAGCGCCUCACCAUCGGUGUCGAGCUCGCCGCUAAGCCCCCUCUGCUGCUGUUCGUCGACGAGCCCACCUCGGGUCUCGAUUCCCAGACGUCGUGGGCCAUCCUCGACCUGCUCGAGAAGCUGACCAAGGCUGGCCAGGCCGUCCUGUGUACCAUCCACCAGCCUUCCGCGAUGCUUUUCCAGCGCUUCGACCGUCUCCUCUUCCUCGCCAGGGGUGGCAGGACUGUCUACUUUGGCGAGAUCGGCGAGAACUCCAAGACCAUGACUAGCUACUUCGAGCGCAACGGCGGCCACCCUUGCCCCGCCGAGGCUAACCCGGCUGAGUGGAUGCUCGAGGUCAUCGGCGCUGCCCCCAACUCCCACACCGAGAUUGACUGGCACAAGACGUGGCGCGAGAGCGCCGAGUACCAGCAUCUGCAGGACGAGCUCGAGAACAUCAAGCGUGACAGGGCCGGCGCCGCCGCCGUCGUCGACGACAAGGAGACCGGCUACAACGAGUUCGCCGCUCCGUUCGCGGUGCAGCUCCGCGAGAACCUCAUCCGCGUGUUCCAGCAGUACUGGCGUACGCCCGUCUACAUCUACUCCAAGACUGCUCUGUGCUCUCUCGUCGCCCUGUUCAUCGGUUUCGUCUUCUUCCGCGCACCGACUACGAUGCAGGGCAUCCAGAACCAGAUGUUUGCCAUAUUCAACCUGCUGACCAUCUUCGGCCAGAUCGUCCAGCAGUCUAUGCCUCAGUUCGUCAUCCAGCGAGACCUGUACGAGGCGCGAGAGCGUCCGUCCAAGGUGUACUCGUGGAAGGUGUUCAUGCUAUCGCAGAUCGUCGUGGAGCUUCCGUGGAACACCCUCAUGGCGGUCAUCAUGUACUUUUGCUGGUACUACCCUAUCGGCCUCUACCGCAACUCGGACGCGGACCACGUCACCGAGCGCGGCGCCCUCAUGUUCCUCCUCCUCCUCACCUUCCUCCUGUUCACCUCGACCUUCUCGGCCCUCAUCAUUGCCGGUUUCGAGACGGCCGAGGGCGGCGCCCAGAUCGCCAACGUCCUCUUCAUGCUCUGCCUCAUCUUCUGCGGCGUCCUGGCCGGCCCCGACAGCAUGCCUCGCUUCUGGAUCUUCAUGUACCGCGUCUCCCCCUUCACGUACCUGGUGGGCGGCAUGCUCGGCACGGCCGUCGGCAACUCGACCCUGGCGUGUGCGGCCAAUGAGUACCUGCCCAUCACCGCCCCCGACGGCCAGACGUGCUUGGAGUACCUCGGCCCUUACAUCGAGUCGGCAGGUGGCUAUCUCAAGGACGAGAUGGCGGCCAAGAGCUGCGAGCUCUGCAGGAUGAACAGCACGGACGCGUACCUGGCGAGCGUCAAUAUCAAGUACACUGACCGCUGGCGCAACUUUGGCCUGAUGUGGGUGUACAUCGUCUUCAACGUGUUUGCAGCCCUGUUUGUCUACUGGCUAGCACGUAUGCCCAAGAACAGUCUCAAGAAGGCGAAGAAGGCAUGA